Messenger RNA from Sorex araneus (European shrew), 1740 nucleotides. It is a transcript of the gene ZDHHC16, whose product is annotated as zinc finger DHHC-type palmitoyltransferase 16. Bases 224 to 1357 code for a protein of 377 amino acids. Gene Ontology annotation, molecular function: palmitoyltransferase activity. Gene Ontology annotation, cellular component: Golgi apparatus. Gene Ontology annotation, biological process: protein palmitoylation. The transcript has 11 exons. NCBI's taxonomy places the organism in Eukaryota, Metazoa, Chordata, Mammalia, Eulipotyphla, Soricidae. The record is from RefSeq and is a predicted model, not a curated record.
GCCGAGGGGCGGGGCCCCGUGAUGCCUGCGCUUGCGCCCGCGCCCGUGCUCGGGGAUGGGCUGGCGCCGGCUCCGGCUCGUCGGGCUGGCGCUGUGGGCGACGGGCCAUGGUGGAUGGGAUUGAGCCCGGGUGGGCCCGGGCGCCCGGUUGGAGAGGGUGACAGGUAGUGGCGGCGGCGGAGCUCGGUUUGGCAGAGUGGAGAGUCGGCAGGUGGCAGGAGUCAUGCGUGGCCAGCGGAGCCUGCUGCUGGGUCCUGCCCGCCUCUGCCUGCGCCUGCUGCUGCUGCUGGGCUCUCGGCGCCGCUGCCCGCCCCUGCUGCGCGGCCUGGUGCAGCGCUGGCGCUACGGCAAGGUCUGCCUGCGCUCCCUGCUCUACAACUCCUUCGGGGGCACGGACGCCGCCGUCGAUGCUGCCUUCGAGCCUAUCUAUUGGCUGGUAGACAACGUGAUCCGCUGGUGUGGGGUGGUGUUCGUGGUGCUCGUGGUGGUGUUGACCAGUUCCAUCGUGGCCAUCGCCUACCUGUGUGUGCUGCCCCUCAUCAUCCAGACCUACUCCGUGCCGCGGCUCUGCUGGCAUUUCUUCUACAGCCACUGGAAUUUGAUCCUCAUCGUCUUCCACUACUACCAGGCCAUCACCACUCCACCUGGAUACCCGCCCCAGGGCAGGAAUGACCUUGCCACUGUCUCCAUCUGUAAGAAGUGCAUUUACCCCAAACCGGCCCGGACUCACCACUGCAGCAUCUGCAACAGGUGUGUGCUGAAGAUGGAUCAUCACUGCCCCUGGCUAAACAACUGUGUGGGCCACUAUAACCACCGGUACUUCUUCUCUUUCUGCUUCUUCAUGACUCUGGGCUGUGUGUACUGCAGCUACAGCAGUUGGGACCUUUUCCGGGAGGCUUAUGCUGCCAUCGAGAAAAUGAAACAGCUCGACAAGAACAAACUGCAGGCGGUUGCCAACCAGACCUAUCAGCAGACCCCACCACCCACCUUCUCCUUCCGAGAAAGGGUGACUCACAAGAGUCUUGUCUACCUCUGGUUCCUGUGCAGUUCUGUAGCACUUGCCCUGGGCGCCCUGACUGUGUGGCAUGCUGUUCUCAUCAGUCGAGGUGAGACCAGCAUCGAGAGGCACAUCAACAGUAAGGAGCGACGGCGGCUGAAUGCCAAGGGCAGAGUCUUUAAGAAUCAUUACAACUACGGCUGCUUGGACAACUGGAAGAUAUUCCUGGGUGUGGACACAGGAAGGCACUGGCUUACUCGGGUGCUUCUGCCUUCCAGUCACCUGCCCCAUGGGAAUGGACUGAGCUGGGACCCACCUCCCUGGGUGGCUGCUCACUCAGCGUCUGUGAUGGCUGUGUGAGCUGGAAGCAUUCCCGCUUCCUGCAUGGUCUCAAGAACCCCUGGGGGUCUUUGGAACCCUUGAGAAAGAACAGUGGGCUUGCCACCAGCUACUCUGCAGGGAAACCCGAGGACUGACAACUCUUUACUCAGGCAAACGGAAGCUCCAGCCCUCCUGGAGAUCAGGCAGCUAGCGAUGUGCUGGGUGUUGAGCCCGAGCCCGUCUGGCUACAUGUCUGGAGUUGGCCACCUUCUCUCCUGCUUGUGUCUAAGAAAACUGCGUGCUGGAGCCAAGACCAUCCUGGCUUCUCAACAGGGCAAAGACAUUAGGCCUCCUGCCAAGGUCACUGCCACUUGUCAUAUGCCGCUGAAUGGAGUGAAAAUAAAGGUUUCGGGCUUUUUAAA